AUGGCGUCGAAUGCGGAUGACAAGCUGGUCAUCAUGAAUGAAGAGGAGCUGAAGAGGAAGCAGAGGGAAAAGUUGAAGAAGCUACAGGCCACAGGAGGAAACCCUCGUCCAGCAAGAACCCUCUUCCUCUUUAACCUAAAAAAUUCCUUUCGCAAGGCCUGCAUCACCAUUGUGGAGUGGAAAACCUUUGAGUACAUCAUCUUACUGACCAUCUUUGCAAACUGUAUUGCUUUGGCUGUGUUCCUGCCCAUGCCUGAGGAAGACAGUAAUAACACCAACACAAACUUGGAGAGUUUGGAGUACAUCUUCAUGAUCGUAUUCACGUUAGAGUGCUUUCUGAAGAUAGUGGCGUAUGGGCUCGUGUUUCAUGACGGCGCCUAUUUACGGAACUGUUGGAACAUAUUGGACUUUGUCAUCGUCUUCAUGGGUCUCUUCACUUUUGCCUUGGAUACCAUCAAUAAGUUAGCAGAUGUGCCUGUGGAGAAGGGUGGAGGGUUUGACAUGAAGGCGUUGAGAGCCUUCAGAGUGCUGCGACCCUUACGUCUCGUCUCUGGGGUCCCCAGCCUGCAGGUGGUGAUGAACUCCAUCCUCAAAGCCAUGCUGCCUCUGCUGCACAUCGCCCUGCUGGUGUUUCUACUGGUCACCAUCUAUGCCAUCAUGGGACUGGAGCUCUUCAAGUGCAAAAUGCAUAAAACCUGCUAUUACACCGGCACAAAUAUUUACUCCACAGCAGAAGCAGAGCUGCCUGCACCCUGUGCUCAGGCAGGAAACGGUCGGCGCUGCAUGAUCAACGGCUCUGAGUGUCGGCCAGGCUGGGAGGGUCCUGACAAUGGCAUCACCCACUUUGAUAACAUUGGCUUUGCCAUGCUUACAGUGUACCAGUGUAUCACCAUGGAGGGAUGGACCAAAGUGCUCUACUGGGUUAAUGAUGCCAUGGGAAAUGAAUGGCCCUGGGUCUACUUCGUUCCCCUCAUUCUGCUGGGUUCCUUCUUUGUGCUUAAUCUGGUUCUGGGCGUGCUCAGUGGAGAGUUUACUAAAGAGCGAGAGAAGGCCAGGUCACGAGGAGAGUUUCAGGAGUUGAGAGAGCGGCAGCAGCUGGAUGAAGAUGUGAAUGGCUACAUGGAGUGGAUCACUCACGCUGAAAUCCUGGAUGCCGACCGAGAGGGCAAAGGACUCCUGCCUUUAACCAGUGAUCCUGAUAAAGACAGCCUGUAUGACAUGGAAGGCAAGAGUCGAGUCGUCUACUACUACCGCCUGGCCCGUCGCUGGAACCGUUUCUUUAGGAUGAAGUGCCUUCUGUAUGUGAAAACAAAGUCCUUUUACUGGCUAGUGAUGUUCCUCGUCCUCCUCAACACCCUGACCAUAGCAACAGAGCACCACCACCAGUCAGAUUCACUCACUUCCCUACAAGAUGUGGCCAGUCGUUUACUGCUGGUGCUGUUUAUAAUCGAGAUGUUUGUGAAGAUGUAUGCUCUGGGUCCGAGAGCUUAUUUCAUGUCCCUGUUUAACCGCUUUGACUUCUUCGUGGUGCUAUGCGGUAUCGUAGAGAUGAUCAUGUUUUCUGCAGGAGCCGUGGCUCCCCUGGGUUUCUCUGUACUCAGGUGUAUAAGAUUGCUAAGGAUCCUAAAAGUAACAAAGUACUGGACCUCUUUGAGUAAUCUUAUAGCUUCACUCCUCAACUCUGUACGCUCCAUCGCCUCCCUGCUCCUUCUUCUCUUCCUCUUCAUCGUAAUUUUCUCACUUCUGGGCAUGCAGGUGUUUGGGGGGAAAUUCAACUUCACCGAUAACAGACCCAGACGCAGUAACUUUGACAACUUCCCUCAGGCCCUCAUCAGCGUGUUUCAGAUCCUAACAGGAGAGGACUGGACAUCAAUAAUGUACAAUGGAAUAAUGGCCUAUGGAGGGCCUGUGUUUCCUGGCAUCUUGGUCUCCAUUUUCUUCAUCGUCCUCUUUGUCUGUGGAAACUAUAUCCUUCUCAAUGUCUUCUUGGCCAUCGCCGUCGACAACCUGGCAGAGGCUGAGAGUCUGUCUUCAGCUCAGAAAGAAAAGGCGGAGGAGAAGAUGAAGAGAAAGCUAAUGAGGUCCAAAAACCCUGAAAAGACUGACGAGGAGAGGGAAAGGAUAGCUAAGAAACUGGCAGAGCAGAGAGGCAAGAUAGAAUGCAUUUCCACCACAGCCAAGCUCAAAAUUGACGAGUUUGAGUCCAAUGUCAACGAAGUGAAAGAUCCAUUCCCACCUGAUGACUUUCCAGGUGAUGAUGAGGAGGAAGAGCCUGCAAUCCCCAUCAGCGAUCGGCCCCGACCGAUGGCCGAUCUGCAGCUGAAGGAGGAAGCCGUUCCAUUGCCCGAAGCCAGCUCCUUUUUUGUUUUUGGCCCUCAGAACAAGUUCCGUAAACUCUGCUACAAGAUCAUCAACGCCUCUGCCUUCACCAACUUAAUCCUUCUAUUCAUCCUGCUCUCCUCCAUCUCCCUGGCAGCUGAGGACCCCAUCGACCCAAAGUCCUACAGAAACAAGAUCUUGGCCUAUGCUGACAUUGUCUUCACAACUGUGUUCACCAUUGAGAUUGUACUGAAGAUGACAGUAUAUGGAGCAUUCAUGCACGAAGGCUCCUUCUGCCGUAACUCCUUCAACAUCCUGGAUCUGAUUGUCGUUACAGUCUCCCUGCUUUCUAUGGGGAUGGAGUCGAGUGCCAUCUCUGUGGUGAAGAUUCUCAGGGUGCUGAGGGUGCUGAGGCCUCUCAGGGCUAUCAAUAGAGCCAAGGGGUUAAAGCAUGUGGUCCAAUGCGUAUUUGUGGCCAUCAAAACCAUCGGAAACAUCGUCCUGGUCACCAUGCUGCUGAAUUUCAUGUUUGCCUGUAUUGGGGUGCAACUCUUCAAGGGUAAAUUCUACAGCUGCACAGACAUGUCGCAAAUGACGGAGGAGAAAUGCCAGGGAUACUUUGUAAAGCACAUGGAGAAUUCCCUUCAAGAAACAACGUUGGCAAAGAGAGAAUGGCUCAACAGUAACUUCAACUUUGACAAUGUGCUCAAUGGCAUGCUGGCUCUCUUCACGGUUUCAACAUUUGAGGGCUGGCCAAAAUUGUUAUACAGAGCCAUUGAUUCAGACGAAGAAGACAUGGGUCCUGUCUUCAACAACCGCGUGGAUGUGUCCAUCUUCUUCAUCAUCUACAUCAUCCUCAUCGCCUUCUUCAUGAUGAACAUUUUUGUGGGCUUUGUCAUUGUCACUUUCCAGAAGCAGGGCGAGCAGGAGUAUAAGGACUGUGAGCUGGACAAGAACCAGCGUCAGUGUGUGCAGUACGCCCUAAAGGCCCGACCUCUGAGGUGCUACAUCCCCAAAAACCCGAAUCAGUACAGAGUCUGGUACAUUGUCACCUCCUGCUACUUUGAAUACCUCAUGUUCUUCCUAAUUAUGCUCAACACAUUGUGUCUGGGGAUGCAGCAUUGUAACCAGUCGAACCAUGUGACCGAGCUGUCAGACAUCCUGAACAUGAUUUUCACCGUGCUCUUCACUGUGGAGAUGAUUCUAAAGCUCAUGGCCUUCAAAGCGAGGGGCUACUUCGGAGACCCCUGGAACGUCUUUGACUUCAUCAUCGUUAUUGGUAGUGUAGUUGAUGUCAUACUGAGCGAAGUCGAUAGUGCCCUGGCCGCCAGUGGAGGACUGUACUGUCUCCAUGGCUGUGCUGAGACAAAUCCUUUGCAAGCUAUUGCGGCAUCUGAAAAUGCGUCAGUUUCCAUCACGUUCUUCCGACUUUUCCGUGUCAUGCGUCUGGUCAAGCUGCUGAACCGUUCGGAGGGCAUCCGUAAUCUACUGUGGACUUUCAUCAAGUCCUUCCAGGCUCUUCCUCAUGUAGCUUUGCUCAUCAUAAUGCUCUUCUUUAUCUACGCUGUCAUUGGGAUGCAGAUCUUUGGAAAGGUAUCCUUAGUGGAUGGCACCCAAAUCAACCGCAACAACAACUUCCAGACAUUCCCUCAGGCUGUUUUGAUGUUAUUCCGGUGUGCUACUGGAGAGGCAUGGCAAGAGGUCAUGAUGGCUUCAAUGUACGGGAAGAAGUGUGACCCCAAGUCUGACUUCCUGCCAGGAGAGGAGUUCACCUGCGGGUCCAAUUUUGCUGUCUUCUACUUCCUCAGUUUUUACUGCCUCUGUGCUUUCCUGAUCCUCAACUUGUUUGUGGCUGUCAUCAUGGACAACUUUGACUAUCUGACCCGUGAUUGGUCUCUUCUCGGUCCCCACCAUCUGGACGAGUUUAAGAAAAUCUGGGCUGAAUAUGACCCUGAAGCCACGGGGAGGAUUAAACAUCUGGAUGUUGUGACGCUGCUGCGAAGCAUCCAGCCCCCACUGGGCUUUGGAAAGUUCUGUCCUCAUCGUGCUGCAUGCAAGCGCUUGGCUGGCAUGAACAUGCCUCUGAACAGUGAUGGCACCGUCACCUUUAAUGCCACCCUCUUCGCUCUCGUCAGGACUGCACUCAAAAUCAAAACUGAAGGUAACUUUGAGCAAGCCAAUGAGGAGCUGAGAGCCAUUAUAAAAUCCAUCUGGAAACGCACCAGUAUGAAACUGUUGGACCAGGUCAUCCCCCCUAUGGGAGAUGAUGAGGUGACGGUGGGGAAAUUCUACUCCACCUUCCUGCUCCAGGAACAUUUCCGUAAGUUCUUGAAGCGCCAGGAGGAGUACUACGGCUACCGACCCAGUAAAAAGAGCGCCUCCGGCCCAGAGAUCCAGGCGGGCCUGAGGAGCAUUGACGAUGAGGUCGCUCCAGAGAUGCACCGGGCCAUUUCAGGAGACCUGCAGAACGAGGAAGAGCUGGACAGAGCCAUGGACGAGGCUACAGAAGACGGAAUCUACCAGCGUUCUCACGGUCUGUUUGGUAACCGGGUGGACUCCUUCUCCUCUGAGCCGGUCAGCACUCAGGCCCAGCAUAUGACCAACCAGCGGCCCCUGCAGUUCUCCGAGAGCCAGGUGGAGUCUCCACCAAACUCUGCUGCCUUGGAGCCCACUACUGAAUUUUUCCCAAAAAGCAACACUAACAACAACGCCUUCGCAGAGUUUUCAUUUGACAGAGAAGGCAGAGAAGGCAGUCCCGAAGACUUUUACAAUCACAGUGAGGCAGAGCCUGGAAACCUGCGCUCCUGGAACUACAUUGUGAGAACAGACAAAACACAGUUCCCCUAUGACCCUGAGUAUGGUGACAGUCAGAGUCUGAGCUCCCAUACGGCUGCAGACCAGCUGGUCCAGGAGGCUCUAGCACAGGGCGGCCUGUCCUCCCUGGCCAAAGACCCCAGCUUCGCCUCUGUUGCUAGGCAGGAGAUGGCGGAUGCUAUGCACACAUCUGUCAAUGACAUGGAGAGCGUGGCUCUGGGCAUCCUCAGCGAGCGCGCCGGCAGCGUCGCCUCUGACAAAAACAGACGUCCCAUCCCAGUCCCCCCCGUGGCAGCUCAGGGAGCCAGAAGGCCCGAUCCGGCGGUGAGGAGGAAGAGACGUCCCAUCCCCCAGAUUCCCUCCGUAAAGGAGGCCGACUCCGAGGUUUAG
Molecule: messenger RNA, 5523 nt
Organism: Gymnodraco acuticeps
Lineage: Eukaryota; Metazoa; Chordata; Actinopteri; Perciformes; Bathydraconidae
Gene: cacna1sb
Product: calcium channel, voltage-dependent, L type, alpha 1S subunit, b
Exons: 45
Coding region: 1-5523 (1840 amino acids)
Biological process (GO): calcium ion import across plasma membrane
Cellular component (GO): voltage-gated calcium channel complex; membrane
Molecular function (GO): high voltage-gated calcium channel activity; calcium ion binding
Source: RefSeq, a predicted model, not a curated record